Messenger RNA from Theobroma cacao (cacao), 2288 nucleotides. NCBI's taxonomy places the organism in Eukaryota, Viridiplantae, Streptophyta, Magnoliopsida, Malvales, Malvaceae. The record is from RefSeq and is a predicted model, not a curated record.
UUGUGAGAGAGAGGAAGGAGAGAUCCAUUCCUUGCAUAUAUCAGCUUAUUGUGUUAGGGUUGAGAACCCAUAAGAAAAAUACUCAGUCUCUUGAGUUUCUCUUAACCACAACGUUAAUAGUCCUUUUCGUUAGCUUAUCUUAACUUUUCUGGGUUUCUUUCAUAGAUUUGAGUCAAGAGAAGAAGAGAGAAAGCUUAACAAGAUGUUAGAGCAGAUGACAGAAGAAUCGAUUUCAAAUGGUUUUGUCCAAAAUCCUAUAGCUGGAUCCAAUCCUCCACUUGCAAAGAAGAAGAGAAACCUACCAGGAACACCAGGCAAGUAUAUAUAUACCUUUUAUUCCUCAAAGCUUUAUUCUCUUAAAGCUUACCGUUUUCCUAUAUCUUUCUCUGAAAGAUUCAUAAUGAUCAUCAGAUGGGUAUAUUCAAAGUUGUUCAGGUUUAUAACUAAAUUACCGUGUGUUUUCCACAUGACAAUAUGGGUUUUAUCAGAUCCUGAAGCCGAAGUUAUUGCCUUGUCCCCAAAGACUCUGAUGGCAACCAACAGAUUUUUGUGUGAAAUAUGCGGUAAGGGUUUCCAAAGGGAUCAAAACCUUCAACUUCAUCGGCGAGGCCAUAACCUUCCGUGGAAGCUCAAGCAAAGGACCACAAAAGAAGCUAGAAAGCGCGUCUACGUCUGCCCUGAAAAGAGCUGCGUGCAUCACCAUCCUUCAAGGGCUCUCGGGGACCUAACUGGUAUAAAGAAACACUUUUGUCGGAAGCAUGGAGAGAAGAAGUGGAAGUGUGAGAAGUGCUCAAAGCGAUACGCUGUGCAGUCAGAUUGGAAAGCACACUCAAAAACCUGCGGCACCAGGGAGUACAAAUGCGACUGUGGUACUCUAUUUUCAAGGAGAGAUAGCUUCAUCACACAUAGGGCUUUCUGUGAUGCCUUGGCUGAGGAAACAGCUAGAGUAAAUGCAGCUUCCAACAUGCACAGCUUGGCCACUAGCAAUAUCAAUUAUCAUCUUAUGGGGAAUCCGCUAGGACCAGGCAUGGCGCAACAUUUUUCAUCCAUUUUCAAACCGAUUUCAAGCAAUGAUGAAACAUUAGAUCAAACUAGACGUGGACUUUCCUUAUGGAUGGGCCAAGCAUCUCAAGGCCAUGAUGCAAUUGGCAAAAGUCUCCAAGAGAUACAUCAAUUUGGUUCUGUGAAUUCGGGAUCUAUAUACAGUGAUCCUCUAGUUUCAACCUCGAAUGCUCCUGCAUCUGAUUAUCCGUUAAAUUGGGUGUUCGGAAAUAAGGUCUCAUCGUGUAACGCUGAAGAGAUAACUAGCACUUCACUUCCUUUGAACAAUGUCAAGGAAAAUGGACCUCAGCUUGUGAGUGUUCCUUCAUUAUUUAGCACCCAACACCACUCUCAUCAAACACCAUCCGCAAAUAUGUCCGCCACAGCUUUAUUGCAGAAAGCCGCCCAAAUUGGAGCAACUUCAACUGACACAUCAUUCCUAGGAAGCUUCGCAACGAAGUGCAGCAGCAGUCAAGUUCAAGAUGGAAACAAGUAUAGUGGUCUGUAUGGUUCAAACACACCAGCAACUACUCUAGGAAGUGAUUUAGAAAAUUCAGCAAAUGAUAUUUCCACUUUGAAUCAAUUGCAAAUGUACCCUGCAAAACGCCGACACACGCAGAAUGAAGAUAGUACUGGAGGACAAACAAGAGAUUUUUUGGGUGUUGGUGUACAAGCCAUCUGUCACCCAUCUUCAAUCAAUGGAUGGAUAUGACAUGGCAUGGGAAAUUUCAAGAGUCUGCAUAUUUUCUUGAUGGAAAGCUUGGAUGAUAAUAAAAGUGGAGUUGGAUGUGGAGUCAGAGAGAUGGAAAGGGAAAGGGAGUGACAGAGUUUAGUAUUUGGAGACUUUGCAGGGAAGAAAAGUGGCAUUGAGUGCUUGAUGGAGGCUAAAAGUUUGGUUGGAGAACUAUUGAAGGAUGAAGGAGGAGAUCCAUGCAUAUUCUCUUGAACCUUUGAAAGCUGAUCCCUUUAAAAAUUGUGGCUUUUAACUUUGAUAAAAGGGAAUGGAGUGGUGGGGGCAAAGCAAAAACCCCUUUUGAGCUCCAUUAUUGCGUUGUUUCAUCUCUAUUGUGGUUGUUGUCUUGUCACACUGGAUUUAAAAGAGUAUUUCCAGAUGCAUAAAAGCUUGAUAAUUCUAGUACGAACAGGCCUUGAGCUGUUUCUUAAAAUAAUCUAAUGUUUUCCCUUACCAAACCAUGCAUAUAUAUAUAUGUACUGUACCAUAACAAAAAGAUUAGCACUAUGACAUG